Tarenaya hassleriana is the source of this 1978-nucleotide messenger RNA. RefSeq names its product methylcrotonoyl-CoA carboxylase beta chain, mitochondrial. Gene Ontology annotation, biological process: L-leucine catabolic process. Lineage: Eukaryota; Viridiplantae; Streptophyta; Magnoliopsida; Brassicales; Cleomaceae. The transcript has 10 exons. Bases 67 to 1860 code for a protein of 597 amino acids. Gene Ontology annotation, molecular function: methylcrotonoyl-CoA carboxylase activity. Gene Ontology annotation, cellular component: methylcrotonoyl-CoA carboxylase complex; mitochondrion. The record is from RefSeq and is a predicted model, not a curated record.
UAUGAAUUACACACAAGCAAUUACUCAGACGCGAUCUUGUGUGUGCAUAUAUAUGCGACGACGACGAUGAAGAGAGUGACUUUGGCCAUACCACGAACGAAGACAGAAAUGUUGAGGAUUCUGGGGAGAAGGGCUGUUUCAGCUUCUGGGGAGCUGACGAAUCUUCAUCAAUGGCAGCGAUCACGACAAGACCCUUUUCGAGUUUUCCACGGAUUGCAAAGGGGUUUCUGCUUGGGCGUCCUUCCCGAUGGCGUCGACAGAAAUUCGGAAGCUUUUUCCCGCAACUCGGUCGCCAUGGAAGGAAUCCUCUCCGAACUCCGCUCCCACAUCAACAAGGUGUUGGGCGGUGGUGGAGAAGAAGCAGUGAAGAGACACAGAAGCAGGAACAAGCUUUUGCCUAGAGAGAGGAUCGAUCGGCUUCUUGAUCCUGGAUCUUCUUUCUUGGAGCUCUCUCAGCUUGCAGGACAUGAACUGUACGAGGAACCAUUACCAUCUGGUGGGAUAAUAACAGGAAUAGGUCCUGUCCAUGGUCGCCUUUGCAUGUUUGUGGCAAAUGACUCUACAGUAAAGGGCGGAACCUAUUAUCCCAUAACCAUUAAGAAACAUCUUAGGGCACAAGAGAUUGCUGCUCGAUGUAAACUACCGUGCAUAUAUCUUGUUGAUAGUGGUGGUGCUUUCCUUCCAAAGCAGGCCGAGGUUUUCCCCGACAAGGAAAAUUUCGGUAGGGUUUUCUACAACGAAGCUGUUUUGUCAUCGGAAGGGAUUCCCCAAAUCGCCAUUGUUUUAGGCUCGUGCACUGCUGGUGGGGCUUAUAUCCCCGCCAUGGCUGAUGAGAGUGUGAUGGUGAAAGGGAACGGUACCAUAUUUUUGGCCGGACCCCCUCUCGUAAAGGCUGCUACCGGGGAGGAAAUCUCGGCAGAGGAUUUAGGAGGGGCCACGGUCCACUGCAAAGUGUCUGGGGUCUCGGAUUAUUUUGCUCAAGAUGAGCUGCAUGGACUUGCUAUUGGAAGAAACAUUGUCAAGAAUUUGCACAUGGCUGCAAAAUCGGGGACAGCAGGAAGCGUUGGAAGUGUUGCAAAUCUUGAAUAUAAGGAGCCAUUAUACGACAUAAACGAGUUACGUUCCAUUGCACCUGUAGACCACAAACAGCAAUUUGAUGUUCGGUCAAUUAUUGCUCGGAUUGUUGAUGGGAGUGAAUUCGACGAGUUCAAGAAACUCUAUGGCACUACACUUGUGACAGGUUUCGCUCGAAUUUACGGUCAGCCAGUAGGAAUCCUUGGGAACAAUGGAAUACUCUUCAAUGAAUCUGCACUGAAAGGAGCUCACUUCAUCGAAAUAUGUUCUCAACGCAAAAUUCCUUUGAUUUUCCUUCAGAACAUCACGGGUUUUAUGGUGGGAUCGAGAGCCGAAGCCAAUGGCAUUGCAAAAUCGGGAGCAAAAAUGGUCAUGGCAGUAUCUUGUGCUAAGGUUCCGAAAAUUACUAUCAUGACUGGUGCAAGCUUCGGUGCUGGAAACUACGCGAUGUGUGGCCGUGCAUUUAGUCCUGAUUUCAUGUUCAUGUGGCCAAAUGCCAGAAUUGGUAUCAUGGGCGGUGCUCAGGCAGCAGGAGUUCUUAGUCAGAUAGAGAAGGCUAACAAGAAAAGGCAAGGCAUUAAGUGGACGGAAGAAGAGGAGGAAGGGUUCAAGAAGAAAGUGGUGGACGCUUACGAGAGAGAGGCCAAUCCCUACUACUCAACGGCAAGGCUAUGGGACGACGGGAUCAUCGACCCGGCUGACACCAGGAAGGUAUUGGGACUUUGCCUAUCUGCAGCUGCAAACCGGCCAUUAGAAGAUACCAGAUUUGGUGUGUUUAGAAUGUAAAACUCAAAAGCCAAAAGAUGCAAUAAAAAUUGUAAGCCCCCUUCAGAGCUAAACAUUGAAGGUUGAAGCCAUAUUUGAACAUGUUGGUUGAAAUAAAUGAAAGCGGUUAUUAUGGAUA